Falco peregrinus (peregrine falcon) is the source of this 1406-nucleotide messenger RNA. It is a transcript of the gene AQP5, whose product is annotated as aquaporin 5. Gene Ontology annotation, molecular function: water channel activity. Gene Ontology annotation, cellular component: plasma membrane; apical plasma membrane. The coding region runs from base 75 to 872 and encodes 265 amino acids. Lineage: Eukaryota; Metazoa; Chordata; Aves; Falconiformes; Falconidae. The transcript has 4 exons. Gene Ontology annotation, biological process: transmembrane transport. The record is from RefSeq and is a predicted model, not a curated record.
GCAGGCAGAAGAGCCUGGAGACAGACGAAACCUAAACUUUCUUCCUUCCUAGCUGCUCUCCACCAGCUCCCACCAUGAAGAAGGAAAUAUUAACCCUGGCCUUUGCUCGCUCUGUCUUCGUCGAGUUUAUCUCCACGCUCAUCUUUGUCUUCAUCGGCCUCGGCUCAGCCCUGAAGUGGCCGUCUGCCCUCCCCAGCAUCCUUCAGAUCUCCCUGGCGUUUGGCCUGGCCAUCGGCACGUUGGUGCAGGCGUUUGGCCACAUCAGCGGCGCCCACAUCAACCCGGCGGUGACCAUCGCCUUCUUUGUCGGGAACCAGAUCUCCUUCCUCCGGACGCUCUUCUACGUGAUCGCCCAAUUGGUUGGGGCCAUUGCUGGGGCUGGCAUCCUCUACGGCGUGACACCAGCCAACACCCGUGGCAACCUGGCCAUCAAUGCACUCAACAACAACACAACCCCGGGCCAGGCCCUCGUGGUGGAGAUCAUCCUCACCUUCCAGCUGGCCGCAUGCAUCUUCGCAUCCACAGACAACCGCAGGAACGGCAACGUGGGCUCCCCGGCGCUGUCCAUCGGCUUCUCCGUUGCCUUAGGCCACUUGGUGGGGAUCUACUUCACCGGCUGCUCCAUGAACCCAGCCCGGUCCUUCGGGCCCGCGGUCAUCGUGAGGAGGUUCAGCCCAGCACACUGGGUGUUCUGGGUUGGACCCAUCCUUGGGGCUUGCCUGGCUGCUCUGCUCUACUUCUACAUCCUCGUCCCCUACUGCAUGAACAUGUCAGAUAGGGUUGCCAUCAUCAAGGGCACCUAUGAGUCAGAGGAGGAGUGGGAAGAGCAGAGAGAGGAGAGGAAGAAGUCCAUGGAGUUGACCCCACCAUAGGAACAGCUGGGGAAAAAAACCCCAAACAACAACCAACCAAGCAGAAGGAGGGGAGGAAGCCCCACACAUGGGCUCAUGUGUGCACCAAACCCAGCUACGGCAGGCUCUUCAGCAAAAGUCUUGUAACUCAAAGACCUAAGUGCCUAAGAAAGAAAGGACUAUUGCAGUGUCUGUAUAUAAUCCCUCUACCUGAGCGCUAGAACCUCUCCUAGCUUAGCUGCAGCCACCUAAGCCCACCAAAGGAGCCUCAGCCCAGGGCAGCCCACCCAGGUGGGACACAGCCACAAUUCCCAGAGGCUCAAGACCACGCGUUCUGGCACACACAGGAUUUCACCCCUGCCUCUGACGGCCCAGGGGAUGGAAAUACCGUGUAGGUACCAGCACAGAAGAAUGACAGCUUCGGGCAGGUGGGUGUAGCAGCCCCCCCCCCCAGCUUUCUCCCUGCCACAGGGCCCACGCUGCUUAUAGAUGCUCUUUCAUGCAUUAGCUGAUGCUGGUGAGUCCUACUUAUUUGUGGCUGCAGAAGGAAAGUGA